UUGAAACAUUAGAGGCGGAGCAGAGACACGCUGAGACAGAUUCUUUUCUUCACGGAGCAGCACCAGAGGACCCAUCAUGUCCUCCAGGCCCAAUGGGAGUCCACCUCCCUACGAGUCAGAUACUGGAUAUAAUGUCGCUCCCCAGCCGGCCUACUCCUACUACCCGGAUGACGAGUUCCAGCAUUUUUACCGCUGGGUGUCUCCGCCGGGCAUCCUCAAGAUCAUGUCCAUCAUCUGCAUCGUGAUGUGCGUCGCCAUCUUCGCCUGCGUCGCCUCCACGCUGGCCUGGGACUCUCAGGGAGCCAUGGGUGGCUUCGGGGGCGGUGGCUUCGGGGGAGGCGGUGGCUUCGGGGGAGGCGGCGGCUUCGGGGGAGGCGGCGGCUUCGGGGGCGGCAGCUACGGAGGUGGCUAUGGUAGCGGCGGCGCGUACGGAGCCGGAAACGGCUACGGCUACGGCGGGCUCGGAGGGAACUACAACGACCCCCGAAAGGGCAAAGGCUUCAUCAUUGCCAUAGCGGCCAUCACGUUCAUUGCCUGCCUGGUCAUCUUCAUCAUCGUCGUGUCCCACCAGAGCCUGUCGGAGAGCCGGAGGUUCUACUUGGCGGUCGUGAUCAUCUGCGCCAUCCUAGCGCUGCUAAUGCUAAUAGCCGCCAUAGUGUACUUGGUGGCGGUGAACCCCACGGCGCAGUCGUCCGGGUCGGCGUACGGAAGCCAGAUUGCCGGUCUGUGCGCUCAGUACCAACAACCGCAGACUUCGGGGGUCUUCGUUAACCAGUACCUUUACCACUACUGCGUCGUGGAGCCACAGGAGGCCAUCGCGGUGGUGUUCGGCUUCCUGGUCGCCGUCGCUCUCAUCAUCAUGCUCGUCUUCGCUCUGAAGACUCGCCAGAAAAUCAGAAACUUCGGCAAAAGCAACAUCUUGUGGAAGAAGGUGAAGGUCAUCGGCGAGAUGGAUCCGCCUCAAGAUGUGGAGGCGUGGGUGAACAACGUGUCCGUUGGCCCUGAAGUGCUCCCGAUGUCGGACUUCCCCGAGAAGCUGAGGAGCUCCAGGAGUCACCUGGACGACGAGAGCACCAACUACGACAAACCUCCGUACGGCUACACGCCUCCGUGAGUGUUGAUGUGUGAUGUGUAGCCAGCGCUCUGCAGACGGAGAGCUCAGCGUUAUGGAUGUUUGCUGCACGGACAAAGGAAACGUGGAGAGUCGGAGGUUCUUUGUGAAUGCCACUUUGCCGCGACGAGAAUAAAAGAUCCGUCCGUUUCCUCAUCACCGUAAAACCGUGACUUUAAUAUUUUGAUCAUUUAUUAAUUAUUUAAGUAAUUUUUCAAGCAGAAAGGCCAAACAUUUACUGCUUACAGCUACUGAAAUAUGAGGAUUUAAUGCUUUUAACAUUGUAAAGUAAACAUCUUUGAGUUUUGGACAAAAACUGGCCUUUUACAGUAAAAUGUGUUUUGUGAUUUUGAAUAAACCAAACAAAUAACCAAUUAAAACAAAGGUGACGUCUGAUAGACUGUAGUUAAGAAGU
Molecule: messenger RNA, 1526 nt
Organism: Anarrhichthys ocellatus (wolf-eel)
Lineage: Eukaryota; Metazoa; Chordata; Actinopteri; Perciformes; Anarhichadidae
Gene: oclna
Product: occludin a
Exons: 5
Coding region: 77-1114 (345 amino acids)
Biological process (GO): bicellular tight junction assembly
Cellular component (GO): bicellular tight junction; apical plasma membrane; cytoplasmic vesicle
Source: RefSeq, a predicted model, not a curated record